This is a messenger RNA of Adineta steineri, 840 nucleotides long. Lineage: Eukaryota; Metazoa; Rotifera; Eurotatoria; Adinetida; Adinetidae. The record is from the annotation of a GenBank genome assembly.
AUGAAUAAUCAUUGUUCAUAUUUAUCCUGUAUUCAUCAUCACUUUCUUCUUCUUCCUCUUCUUCUUCUACUUUGUCUAUCAGUUAUUCCAUUAUGUUAUAGUCAAAAUGGAUACUAUAUUACUCAACCAACACUAACACAAAUUACUCCACUUAAUUCCACUGCAUUCACAAUAACAUGGCAAUUUGCAAACUCAUCCUUUGAUCAAUCUGAUCUUAUUCUUAUUUAUAUUGGUAUUUUUGCAUUUUAUAAUGGUUAUAAUUCAACAUGGGAUACAACUAAUUAUACAUUUACAACGAAUAAAACUAUAACUAGUUUAACAAAAAACUAUGAUUUUGUGAAUGCUUUUUAUCUUGUUUGUUUUUCAUCCAAUUCAACACUAACAAAUGUCACUCAAUUUGUUGCUCUUUCAACAUGUCAACUAACAAGAACAUGUACAAGAUCAAACUCAUCAGUUUGUCCAAAAGCAUCUUUUAUCACUGUUUUACCAACACAAAUCUCAUCAAACUCAUUUAUUAUUACUGUUUAUUUGUUAAAUAGUUUACCCUAUACACUCACUUCAACUCAAGUACAAUUAAUCAAUACAAAUACAUAUGGAACACAAACAGGUACAACAUAUAAUACUACAUAUAUCAUACAAUCAUUUCUAUUCUCUAAUCAACAACCAAAGACAACUUAUACAGUUAAUACAAUUGUUAAUUAUACUAUUUUUACUACUACGAUAGCUGAAACUUAUAAUUUCACAUUAACAACAUCUCGUUCAUCAAUUCUUGUUUGUACCAGUGAUAGAUUUAUCUUCGGUGCUUCUAUUUUCGCUAUUUUAUUAAUGAAAGUUUUUUAA